CCCAUAACUAUCUAAUAAGUAUGGAAGCUUAUCUUCUCUCUUCCAUCCCUCCCAACUGUUAAAUUAAACGGCCAUAUUUUCUGGUUCCGGAUUAGAAAGAGAAAGUAGAGAGAGAAAACAUUUAGUGAAGUAAAAAUGGCGAGCCAUGGGCUACUACCCACUUCGAGUUUAGUCUCGAGAACAAAACCCAGAAUCGCCAUUUCACAUGGCAGUAGAAGUUACGCAAGUUUGAUCUUAAGGACGCUGGUGUUAGCACCUUCUAGUAGUUUCCCUGGAGGGAAGUCUAAUAUUAGACAAGCACGAGCUGUUCGAACUCUCACCAGAAGUGUAUCAGCGUCUGCACAGCCUUUGACUGAAGAGAUGGUGGAGAAGCGUGUUGAUCACCCCAAUAGUGGGAAUGCAAUAAGACGGAGAUUUCUCGAAUUUUUUGCCACCCGUGGUCAUAAGGUGCUUCCAAGUGCAUCUCUUGUGCCAGACGAUCCUACUGUCCUCUUGACAAUCGCGGGAAUGCUUCAGUUUAAGCCGAUAUUCUUGGGACAGGUUCCUAGACAAGUGCCUCGGGCUACUACUGCUCAAAAGUGCAUACGUACUAAUGACGUGGAGAAUGUUGGUCGGACGUCUCGCCAUCACACGAUGUUUAUAAUGUGUGGGAAUUUCAGCUUUGGAGAUUACUUCAAAAAAGAGGCUAUUGUGUGGGCAUGGGAGCUUUCAACGAAAGAAUAUGGUUUGCCAGCUGACAAUUUAUGGGUUAGUGUUUAUGAAGAUGAUGACGAAGCUUUCGCAAUAUGGCGUGAUGAGGUUGGUGUUCCCGUAGAGCGGAUUAAAAGGAUGGGAGAAGAAGAUAACUUUUGGUCUAGUGGAGUAACUGGUCCCUGUGGUCCAUGCUCUGAACUUUAUUAUGAUCUCCAUCCUGAAAGAGGUGGUCUGAACGUAGAUCUAGGGGAUGAUACAAGGUUCCUUGAAUUCUACAAUUUGGUUUUCAUGCAGUACAACAGGACAGAAGAUGGAUCACUUGAGCCUUUAAAGCAGCAAAAUAUAGAUACUGGUCUUGGUCUAGAAAGGCUAGCCCGUAUACUUCAGAAGGUUCCAAAUAAUUACGAAACAGACUUAAUUUAUCCAAUAAUGGAGAAGGCUUCAGAAUUGGCAAAUGUAUCCUAUGUUGUUGCUGAUGAUUCCACGAAAACAAAACUUAAAAUAAUUGGGGAUCAUAUUCGUGCUGCUGUUUAUCUUAUAUCAGAUGGUGUUAUGCCAUCAAAUAUUGGAAGAGGUUAUGUAGUACGUCGACUUAUCAGGAGGACUGUCCGCACAGGAAGGCUGCUUGGCAUAAAAGGUGAUGGUAAAGGAAACCCAGAAGGGGCAUUCUUGCCAAUUAUAGCGCAGAAAGUAAUAGAACUAAGCACUGAAAUAGACCCAGAUGUGAGAGGCCAGGCAGCUCGCAUUCUUGAGGAGUUAAGAAGGGAAGAACUACGGUUUGUACAGACAUUGGAGAGAGGAGAAAAGUUACUUGACCAGAUGUUAAUAGAAGCGUUAUCAGUUGGCAGUAGAAACGGAUGUCCGCCUUGUUUAUCUGGGAAAGAUGCGUUUCUUUUGUAUGAUACUUAUGGAUUUCCUGUGGAGAUAACCAUAGAAGUUGCGCAAGAGCGUGGAGUUGAGGUAGAUAUGAAUGAAUUUCAUGUUGAGAUGGAGAAUCAAAGACAGCAGUCCCAGAAAGCUCAUAACGCUGUUAAACUUACAGUUGGAAGUGACGCCGAUCUAGCGGAAACCAUUUCCGAGACUGAAUUCCUGGGAUAUGAAACCCUAUCUUCAAGAGCUAUGGUGGAAGGUUUGUUGGUGAAGGGAAAGCCUGCAAAGCAGGUUGAUGAAGGAAAUGAAGUAGAAGUGUUGCUGGAUAAAACUCCGUUUUAUGCUGAAUCAGGUGGCCAAAUAGGAGACCAUGGGUUUCUCUAUGUCAGCGGUGCUGAUAGUCAAACUAAUGGUGUUGUGCAGGUGAAAGAUGUUCAGAAAAUUUCUGGCAGCAUAUUUGUUCAUAAGGGAAUCGUAACAGAGGGUGCUUUGGAAGUUGGUCAACUAGUAGAGGCUGCAGUUGAUCCCAAACUCAGACAAAGGGCUGAGGUUCAUCAUACUGCUACUCAUUUGCUACAAACUGCACUCAAGAAAGUCGUAGGGCAGGAGACAUCACAAGCUGGUUCUUUGGUGGCCUUUGACCGGCUAAGGUUUGAUUUUAACUUCCAUCGUCCACUUUCAGACAACGAAAUUGUUGAAAUUGAAGGGCUUAUCAAUGGAUGGGUUGGGGAUGCUACCCUCCUUCAAACUAAAGUGAUGGCACUAGAUGAUGCUAAAAGAGCUGGGGCUAUUGCAAUGUUUGGAGAAAAAUAUGGAGAACAGGUACGUGUUGUAGAAGUUCCUGGUGUAUCCUUGGAGCUCUGUGGUGGCACUCAUGUGAGCAAUACAUCUGAAAUACGUGGCUUCAAAAUAAUCUCAGAGCAGGCGGUCGCAUCUGGCAUCCGACGUAUCGAAGCUGUGGCAGGUGAUGCUUUCAUUGAAUACAUCACAACCAGGGACAACUAUAUGAAGAAUUUAUGCUCUACCCUCAAAGUUAAAGCAGAGGAAGUUACGCCGAGGGUAGAAGCCCUGUUAGAAGAGUUACGACAGGCAAGAACUGAAGUCUCAGCUGCACGUGCAAAAGCUGCUGUAUAUAAAGCAUCAUCCAUUCUUGAUAAAGCGUUUCCUGUAGGGAACUCAAAGAAAAUUAGGGUAAUAGUCGAGUCUAUGGAUGACACUGAUGCUGAUUCACUCAAGAGCGCGGCUGAGUUCUUGAUGAAUCAUCUGGAAGAUCCAGCAGCUGUAAUUUUGGGAUCUUCUCCUGGUGAAGGAAAAGUCAGUUUAGUUGCUGCAUUUACACCAGGAGUUGUUGAUCUGGGGAUUCAAGCUGGGAAAUUUAUUGGACCUAUAGCCAAAUUAUGUGGUGGUGGAGGUGGCGGAAGGCCUAACUUUGCACAAGCAGGCGGAAGGAAGCCUGAGAAUUUGUUAGCUGCUCUUGAUAAAGCGCGGGAUGAUAUUAUCUCGGUUCUCUCAGAGAAAUCAAUCUGAAACUGAAGCAACUCCACUGUUGAUUUAUCUCAAGAAAAAGGGAAAAAAUAAAUUAUUAUUGAUACGCUAUUUUGGCUUAGAAGAAAACAUGGGUACAGUUACAGUGCAUAUAUCUCCAUGUGUAGUAGCUUAGUGAUUGCAAAUAUGUACAGCACACUUCAUUUCCAAGUCUAGUAAAGGAAUUUUAUUCAUUUUUA
This is a messenger RNA of Beta vulgaris subsp. vulgaris (sugar beet), 3287 nucleotides long. RefSeq names its product alanine--tRNA ligase, chloroplastic/mitochondrial. Gene Ontology annotation, molecular function: amino acid binding; alanine-tRNA ligase activity; nucleic acid binding. The transcript is spliced from 13 exons. Gene Ontology annotation, biological process: alanyl-tRNA aminoacylation; tRNA modification. Bases 136 to 3090 code for a protein of 984 amino acids. The record is from RefSeq and is a predicted model, not a curated record. Lineage: Eukaryota; Viridiplantae; Streptophyta; Magnoliopsida; Caryophyllales; Amaranthaceae. Gene Ontology annotation, cellular component: cytosol; cytoplasm; chloroplast.